CGAGAUAUUGCUUUCCAUGUCACGGGGCUUAUCACUACUCUCUUGUCCUUUCUUUUUGUACAGGCGGGCGAUGCUCUUAUUCAGCUGUAUAAUCAUUUCACCUCUGAUUUCGAAACCAAGAUCAACCUUCUUAAAUUUGCUCAUUUCACGGUAGUAGUUUCACGCCAGUAUUCGGAUAAAGAUGCUGCUAUCAACUACCUAGAAGGUGUAAUUUCAAAGCUGCAUGAUACCAAGGAAUCACGGGUUGAAGAGCCCAUUCUGUAUGUGAAGAUGCAGAUUGCAAAUUAUCUUCUUGAGAAAGGGAGUCAAAAGGAGUGUAAGAAACUGCUAGACGAGGGGAAAACCACUUUGGAUAGCAUGGUCGAUGUUGACCCAUCAGUGCAUUCGACCUACUAUUGGAUAUGUUCUCAGUACUACAAAGUCUGUCAGGACUAUUCUGAAUUUUACAAAAAUGCUCUUCUCUAUCUUGCAUACACAACAGUGGAGUCACUUUCAGAACCAUUCAAACAGAACCUGGCAUUUGAUCUCUCACUAGCUGCUUUAUUGGGUGACAACAUAUACAAUUUCGGGGAGUUGCUUGCCCAUCCAAUUAUCCAUAGCCUUGUGGGAACAGCGGUGGAGUGGAUUUAUCAUAUGUUGCAAGCCUUCAACUCUGGCAAUCUAGCCGCCUAUCAGGAACUCUGCAAAGUUCACGGCGCCGCCUUGGCUGCACAGCCUGCUUUGGCACAAAAUGAGAGCAGGCUACUUGAGAAGAUCAAUAUCCUCUGCUUGAUGGAAAUCAUUUUCAGGUAA
Lolium rigidum is the source of this 792-nucleotide messenger RNA. Its product is annotated as 26S proteasome non-ATPase regulatory subunit 13 homolog B-like. The transcript has 3 exons. NCBI's taxonomy places the organism in Eukaryota, Viridiplantae, Streptophyta, Magnoliopsida, Poales, Poaceae. Gene Ontology annotation, molecular function: structural molecule activity. Gene Ontology annotation, biological process: ubiquitin-dependent protein catabolic process. Gene Ontology annotation, cellular component: cytosol; nucleus; proteasome regulatory particle, lid subcomplex. The record is from RefSeq and is a predicted model, not a curated record. The annotation marks the transcript as partial.